Molecule: messenger RNA, 3939 nt
Organism: Monopterus albus (swamp eel)
Lineage: Eukaryota; Metazoa; Chordata; Actinopteri; Synbranchiformes; Synbranchidae
Gene: m1ap
Product: meiosis 1 associated protein
Exons: 12
Coding region: 249-1916 (555 amino acids)
Biological process (GO): spermatogenesis; meiosis I; male meiosis chromosome separation
Source: RefSeq, a predicted model, not a curated record
GCCAUUUCUUUAGGGUACAGUCGUUAGCUUAACUUAGCAGUAGGUAGUGUUAGCCUGCUAGCUAGGAAACUGUUCAGUUAGCUAUUUAUGUAGUUAGCUGUCACAUUGACGUUUGCUGUUUUGAUUCUCAAACCUGUAUGCGGAUACAGAAAGAGCAUCUCUUAUUCAUUGCUUUUAUAUAACUCUUCCAGCAGAAGCCAACUGAGAGGGAACUUAACCUAACUAAGGAAUUUGCUUGUUGUUUUGAGAUGUCCCUGGACAACAGAAAGAGGCCAGCAGGUUCCUCCAACUCGGGGAACUUGGUUUUUUGGUCCUCCUCUUUCCAGCGGCAACCAGCCAGAGUUCUAAUUGUGGAGGCACUGCCACCCUGGUGGUCAGAGACCUGUCCGGUGCUCUGUGAUGCCCUGGAUAACUUCUUGUCCCUGGCUUGUAGUCUGGAUGGACCCUGUAGGAUCCCACUGCUCAGCCCAUUUGUGCAGGUUCGUGGUAACCUGGCCAGGCUGCAUUCCUGUGUGGAGGAGCUGAGGUCUAUUCCAGGUGAAGGCUGUAUCAGAGGAGCAGCCAGAGGAGGCGAGCUGCUGCAACAGGCAGUGCUGGACAGUCUGCAGCAGUUUAAACAGUACAUCAGACACACCAGUCCCAGGAACCAGUUCAGCAACAACACAUCUGUAGAGGUUACUGUGAUCACCAGCCAACCAGGGCGUGGCAUUGUCCGCCACUUGGAAAUGGGGCUCAAAGAUGCUGAUCUGGUGUCACUCAAGCGGCUCCUGGUGGUACAGAUCUACAGUGCAGGAGAGUGGGGCCAGGACACUCCCUCACCUGAGGCCACUCAUACUAAGACUGAUGAGGGCCUGAUGUUGGGAACGGAGAUUGACCUGCAGCAGGUGGAAAACACUGUGUUUGCCAUGGAGACAGUGUUGAAGAUGUGGCUUCAAGAGCAGGGAGGAGACAGAGAGCACCUCCACCUGCUGCUGCCCAGCCCUCUGGACAGUCCCAUUCCAGUGUGUGUGAAGUGUGACAUGCAGGAGCGCCUGAUAAGCCCAGCACUCAUUCCUCUGACCCCCAUCCUGGGAGUAAAGACCGAGAGCAUCCGGGACUUCCUGCCUGUCACUAAGGGCUCAGCUAUUCACAGCCUACAACCACAGAGACUAAGAGCAAUUAAGGUUCUCCAUGCCGACGGAGUGUGUGAGAGUGUAUUGUAUGGCCUGCCGCUGGUGAUCCGCCCCACAACCUGCUGGCAGCUGGACUGGGAUGAAAUGGAGUCCAAUCACAACCUGUUCCAUGCUCUGUGCCACACACUCAGGAGUCGUGACUUAUUCCUGUUGCUACAAGUAGAACCCAUCCAGAGGCCAACAGCUGGAGGCUUAGGUGUGUGUUCUCACUAUGUCCUCCAGCCGUCCCAGUCUCUCUCCCUACUCCUGAAGCCUGUGAGCUCCAGAGAGUUGCUGCUGCCCUGCUCACUGCCUGUCUCAACUCAGGACCCUUCACCUGACGCCAUGCAGAUUUUACAGGGUUGUCUGACCCAGCUGGCAGAGGAGUUUGUACUCAACCCCCUCUCUCUGAGCAGUAACCUCUACCAGCAGCUCAGGAGCAGAGGCCUGUUUUCACAACCACGAUUCCCAUACAGGCUGCAGCCAGCAGCUGCCCAAAGAGACCAGGCUCAACCACCAGAGGGACCUAAAACCACAGCCAGCAGACAGCCUCGGCAGGGUCGCCAAGUGGGAACAAACAGCAAGGUCAGGGCCACUGUAGCUCCCCUGCCCUCUUCCUCCACCUCUUUCUCAGCCAUGAGACCUCCUCCUGCUAAAGCAACCCGUCUGGCUCUGACGAUCCUCAGCAACAGCAGGGGAAGCCGGGCCCUGGCUCCUUCUCAACAGGAGGUGGGCGAUGAUGAUGACUCCAUGGUAAUACAGUAAGAAAACUGUUGGGGGAGUGGAAGAAAGUGGGCCUAGAGAGCAGUACAGUAACCAGGGAGAGAGAGAAGCAUUUACACCCUGGGUGGUUACCCCUUCUUUUCAUCUGUCUUUAUUCUCACCACAAUAUUAGCUAGAUGUGAAUUUCAGAAGCCCUUGUAUGUGUGUGUGUGAGAAAGGAAAGUUUCAACUCACUGCCAUCCCUAGAUUGCUGAGGCAGCAAUACUUCAAAAUCACACACCAGUAACAAUAGAAAGUGGGAGAAAAUAUGAAAAGAGGGGACAAUGGAAGCCUGGAAGAGUCAUGGAAAGUAAUAUGAAUUACCAAAAAAGAACAAAAUGUGGGUGGCGUGGGAGAUCAGAGGGAGUAAAAGCUGAUGAAUGUUUGAAAAUUGUUGUUUGCAUGUGACAGCACACCUACUGACACAUGUUAACACACAGUUUAACACAAAAAAGCAGGAAACAGAAAGAGACUGGUUACAAAAAUACAACAAAGCAGACUUACUGCAGCAGUAGUAUACAGUGACUUACUGUAUAGACAAACACACAUAUGCACAUUCCUUUUCCAUCUUGCCCUAAAGCCGUCUGAACACAGCUUCACUGUUUUAAUGAGACAGAGAAUAAAGCAGCAGACAGAGGGGCCUCUCUGCUCUCCUUCACCCCCCACAACAAGCUCUCUCUCCGGGGUUUGAAACGCAGCAUGUGGAGGGUGGAUGGAAGAACAGAGAUGAGAGAAAACUGCUAAAAAAUUUCAGUAUCUUCAGUAAAACAGUGACAACUUUUCCUUCUUAAAAGGUUUGUGAUGGAGACAACUUUCUUUUUGCAUGUGUGUGUCAAGUUCAUGCAGUAACAUCACUGGCUGCACAACAUUACAUUUAACGAUCAUAGUAGUCAGUUACAUACAUUCAUCAACACUAAUAGUAAUUUAUUCCUCAUGACACACACACAUGCAGGCUUAAUCAGCCUCCCGCCAUUCCACCCCCUUGUCGGACCUUAUAACAUUAGGAACUACCCAGUGGCAAAUGACUUCAUGACACUGUGAUGCCACAGGACUUCUGCAUUCAUGGAUUAUAGCCACAAUGAUCCUUUUGUCUCUAAUUCAACCGGACAUCCUAAACUACCCACUGACAUUUUGCUCACUUCUCCCUCUCCAUCCUUUCCCUCUUCUUUCUCAUUCCGUACUUUCUUUUCAAUCGUCACGAGAGCCAACGUGUGCGAAUGUCAUAAAUUUGUUCAAAUAGAACAACAACAGCUUCUCUGUCCCCAAGAAGGUCAAAGGACUGAAGCCAAAGUUGAUCUGUUUGAACCAGCCACUCUCAGACACACUUCUCAUUAAAUGUCACAACUGUUAAAGAUUAAUGGGAUGUGACCUUCACUAACAAAAGUUAGAUUAUUUGUGUUUCCAAAUUGAUUCAGAAUUGAAUCUGACAGAGACUGUAGCAUUAGCCAGCACAUUUUUAGGUUUUGGCAGAUUUUUGACCCAUAACAGUCAUCCUGUUCCAAGGAAGCUCUUUUUUGUUGUAGGCAGCAUUCAAACCUUUUUUCAUAUUGUUAUCUUACUCAGGUUUCGGUUAAUCUUUCCUGUUGUGUGAUGACAGUCUUUUUAUAACCUAAUGUCACUACAUCUGUAAAGCAGUUGGUGAUAUUUCUGCUGUCUUGUCAUUUCAGGAUCUUAUACUGUAUUUUUGAACUUCUCUCAAGUUCGUAUUUUAGCACUGGUUAUUAACUGUGGAGUAUUAAUGAAUGCACCUAAAGUAACAUUUUGGUGAGAUGAUUAUUAUGGUAACUUCUCUGUAAGGAAAAGAGAGAUGGCUAUACACUGAGAUGCAUCACUGCUGAAUGUAGACAGAGUGAUCACUCUGGUGUCUCCUACCUUUUAAGUUUUGAUUCAUUGUUUCCUGAGGGCGUAGAAAUAACCUUUCACUGCAUCAGUUUGUGAAUACAUGUGUAUAUAUCAGCUCAAUCAGCAUGGACAGGACACUUCCUUGUUAUGCUCCCACUUUGGCUCUGUGUAUUUUUAUACAUAG